UUCAGUGUAAGUCUUGACAGUCAAACGAGUGUUCAAGUUUAUUUUACAAAAUUUUGUUUUUGACGUCAAUUAUGUUAAAAAAAUACUAAAUAUACUCUUUAAAUGGUUAUAAGUGAAAUGUCAUGAGAAAUGCGACUAUUAAGAUUACAGAGUCAAACAUAUUUGAAUUCACAUAUUGACAAAACGAUGUUCGCAGAAGUGACACGCAAAAGGAUUUUCUUGCAAAUGACUUAGUAUAUCGAAAUGCACCUAUCUUAUCGAUUGCAAUCGAAUUAUCUACAGAUAAUGUUAUAAAAUUAACAAAUUAAUGGAAAACAUCGGACAUAGUCGCCUUUUGAAAUUCUUCGUGGAUGGCAAAGAAUUGUAGCCACCGAGAUAGCACGUCAGAUGAUUUAUUAAAAUCGGUUCAGUAGCACUUCGAUCGGUAAUUUCACGACUUUUGCAGAAACAAAAUGGAAGCACCGGUAUACAAAAUUCAAUAUGAGUUUAUAACUCCAACGAACAUCGAGAGCGAGGUACCAGGCAAGCAGGAUAUACGAGAAGGUGGCGAACAAAUUGCCGCGGAAAUCUCAACCGUAGCUCCUGACAAUAAGACCGAAAAUCCCGAUGACUACGUCCUAUCACCAGUCAUAACAGUGACUAAGCAAGAAGCAGAAUACACUAAAGGAGAUUUAAAACUGCAAAAAGUUUCGGUCACUGAAGACAUUUCGGAACACAUCGGAGCAGUAUACUACACGAUAAACUCAAACCCCAGCAUCAAAUCAGAGGUGAUCAAGGCACAGCCGGUGAGGGUGAUAGAAGAUGAGAGAAAGACAAGGAUACCAACAUUGAAAAACCGUACACCGGCGGAAGGCAGGCGUGCGUCUGUAGACAAGAAUGAGCCUCCACCUCCGAGACUUAACCAAAAAAGAUCGUCGAUACCAAGACUCAGAGACAGCAGAAUACCACCGCCACUGGACAGACGAGCGUCCAAACCUGAUAUUAAGUUAGAAACUCCCCAGCCGGAAGAUGAAUUCGAAAAGAUAUACGGUGAGAUAGUUAGCGAACCUAACGAUGUUAUUGAUGUUAUAGAAAGCGUCAAAGUUGAAGACCCAGAGAAACUAGACAAUACAUUUGAAGAGAUCAUUCAUGAUUAUGAAGAAAAUAAGGUACAACCUAUUACUAUAGGCACCUCUGUUAAUGUUAAUAAGCCUAAAUCAAAAAUACCGCUGUCGAAGCGCAAAAGUGAACAGGAAAUCAAAAUAGCUAAGCCGGCUGAAAGGGUUGUCAAAAAAGAUGAACCGAAAGCAGAAAAAAAUGAAAUGAGAGUACCUGUUCAUAAACAUUUUCCUCAAAAAGCUGUAAGAACUAAAUACAAUAUUAAAAACGACGAUAAAGCCAAUGAUGUUGAAAAAAUAGAAAUUAAUAAACCUACAGUGAUAGAAAAUUCAAAAACAGAUAAUGUGAAACACAAACAAUUAAUGGAUCCAGUCAAAGUAGCGGCUAUAGAGUUGAUUGAACCCGAGAUGAGAGAAAAUGUCAUACAAGUAGACAAGAAAUCGAUCAUAAAUACGGUAAAAGAGAUUGGUGAAAACAUUAACAAUGUAGAAUUAGACAAUGUCAUUCAAACGGAACCAGAAGCAAUACUAGACAAUGUUAAAGAACCAGAACUAACAAUAAAACCGAUAUCACAAGAAAAUGUAGUAAUGAAACCAUUUAUUACGGAAUCGACUGAAUGUACAAAUGAACUAACACCGAUUGAAAUCGCAAUUGAGAAAAAUCAAACAAAUGGUAUUCCUGUAAUAGAUAGCAAUAUAGAAAGUAAAGACGAUAAAGAAAAUAUGGAUACAGAAUAUAAACCAGGAAAAGUGAGCCGGUUGCUUCAUAGAAUUCGUUCACAGGAAUUUGGAACAGACAACUUGACUCCUAAAAAGGAAGUCCUGAUUGAUGUACCGAAGAAAAAGUCAGUACUAUCAAAAAUAGCUAUGUUUGAAAGACAAGAUGAACCAAGACCUCGUGUCAAACUUCCAAUAAUUAAGCCUAAAGAAAUCAAACCAGAAACAAUGAAAGAAGAACAUAUAGAUAGAAAGCCAAUAAUUGUAGAUGAACUUUUGAAAGAAAGUAAUUUAGACUCUAUUGGUUAUGACACUAGCAUUGACUAUCUACCAAUAGAACAUUUAGAUACAAAGAAAGGCUAUACCGUAGAAAUACAAGACGACAAAGUUCAGUAUCAUGAAAUUGAAGAUAAUAAUGAAGAAGAAUCGACAGCGAACAUUGAAAAUUCGAAUCUAAAUAAUGUAAUGAUUUUCGACAAACCCACCGAGUUCUCACAAAGAGAUGAAAUUGAAUCAAUAACAUUAAAAAAUAAAAUAAUUGCCAGUACUAGCAGAGUUGGUAUUGUAAAUCAGAAUAGUAUAGAAUUUUUGGAACCACCAGCUGAAAAUUUAAAUGAAAAUGUCCCUAGAGAAAUCGUCGUUGAGACAGUAGGACAUACAUCCGCGGAAUAUGACAUAACUCCAAUUAGCAAUGAUGAAAAUUCCGACAAAGUGGAAGAAAAAGAUUCAGACACAUUCAAAUAUGAACCUAACACCACUGAUUACAAAGUAGAUAUUCCAAUUGAAAAUAGAACAGUACAAGAAAGUAAAAUAGAAACAUUGGAAUUUGAACCUAUAAGCUUUGACGGUAAGGUUGAAAACGAUGUGUUUUCUCAAGGAUCUAAAGUAGAACAGUGGAAAUCAAUGAAUGAGAAUAAAGAUAUUACGAAAGAAAGGCUAAAGAGUGUUGCAGACGUUGAUCUAGGUGAUGCUGUGAAAGGGAAAGUACAUCAAAUUAUUGUUAGGAUGAAUUCUGUGGAGAAAAUCGAGAAUAACAAGAAAGAAAUAAACCCGAGAGAGCGGCCGAGGAAGAAAUCUGUUUCGAAGAUCAUCGCUUUGUUUGAGCAAAAGUCCUACCAAAUUGAACAACCGGCGUCUCAUCGACCAGAAGUAACUACUAGGACUACACAGCCACCGGCAACUUUAACUGAGGAAGAAUACCAACUGAGAACAGCUGAACUGGCUUCCGGGAAAUUGGUCUACGGGAGAAUGGAAAACAUGGCUUAUAUCGUGUUGAAUAAUGGACUGGAGAUGCCUGUGUUAGCUGUUGGAACGGCGCUGCUAGACAAUCGCCUCGUCCGGCCCGUGAUCGAAGCGGCCAUAGACAUGGGCUACCGGGCCAUAGACACCGCGUACAUCUAUGGCAACGAGAAGGAGGUCGGAGAGGCUAUCAAGACAAAGAUUGAUGAUGGAACUGUGAAGCGCGAGGACCUAUUCAUAAUAUCAAAACUUUGGAGCACCUUCCACCGCUCGGACCUGGUCCACACAGCUUGCAGCGAAUCCCUCAAAGCGAUCGGACUGACGUACUUCGAUCUAUAUUUGAUACACAACCCUGUGUCUUUUAAGGAAGGCCCCGACCCUAUCCCGAAGAUCGCGAACGUGGUGCAGUACUCCUCCUCAGACUUCAUGGACGCCUGGUACGGCAUGGAGACGCUUGUCACCAAAGGGCUCGUCAAAAGCAUCGGUUUGAGUAACUUCAACUCCAAACAGCUGCAAAGGAUCUUGGAUAAGGGCAGGGUCAAGCCAGUUAUUAAUCAGGUGGAGUGCCACCCCUACCUGAGCCAGCGACCCCUGGCAGGCUUCUGUUCCGCGCGCGAGGUCAAACUGUCUUGCUUCGGGGUGUUGGGGUCCAAAGGGACCCCGAAGGAGUACACCAGCGGACUACCAGCCGUCAUUGAUGACCCCCUGGUACAAGCGAUGGCUGAUGGACUUAAUAUUACCGCGGCUCAGCUGCUCAUCAGAUACCAAAUCGACAGCGGCCACAGCGUGGUGGUGAAGGCUUCGUCACCAGCCCACCUGUGGGAUAACCUUCAGGCGCUGAAGGUGGCCUUAGACCCGACGCAGGUCAAGGCUCUGCAAGCGCUGAACAGGAACAAGAGGAUCUUCACUUUCGCUGGAAUCGGCGAUACUCACCGCAACUAUCCCUUCCGGAUUCCAUAUUAACAUUUUUUUUUUUACAUUUUGACAUUUAACAUUUUUUUUACGAUUUUUUCGACAUUUUUACGAAUAUUUCGAUAUUUUUUCAUUUUAGAUUUUCCUGUGUGUUAGUUUUAAGUGUGAUUUUGAUGCAAGGAACAAUGAUCAUUACAAAAAUAAAACCAAAUAUCAUCGCUUUAUAAUUAUGAAUAAGGAAUAUUACAAACUGACUGGUCUUCUCUAAAAACUAAAGAUGUGAAAUAAAGAUCCAAUCAUUGUAUGAGAAACAUUGAGAAAAUCGCCAGUUUAUAAUUUACCUACAACACAAUUUUUGAGAUUUAAACGACAUUUUUCCUUGCACUUUAUUUUUGUGCGUCACAAUUAGUGACAAUUAUUUUAUGUCUGUACUUAGUAUAUAAGUCUUUUUUUAUAUUUUUUUAUAUUGCGUAAGUAAUAUCAUUUCCAAUGUGUGUCUUUGAAUGUCUUCAAUGAAUUAAAUAAGUAAUUAUAUGA
Plodia interpunctella (Indianmeal moth) is the source of this 4502-nucleotide messenger RNA. RefSeq names its product titin-like. Gene Ontology annotation, cellular component: cytosol. The record is from RefSeq and is a predicted model, not a curated record. Bases 453 to 4016 code for a protein of 1187 amino acids. The transcript is spliced from 13 exons. Gene Ontology annotation, molecular function: aldose reductase (NADPH) activity. NCBI's taxonomy places the organism in Eukaryota, Metazoa, Arthropoda, Insecta, Lepidoptera, Pyralidae.